Messenger RNA from Acipenser ruthenus (sterlet), 606 nucleotides. Its product is annotated as colipase-like. The record is from RefSeq and is a predicted model, not a curated record. Gene Ontology annotation, cellular component: extracellular region. Gene Ontology annotation, biological process: lipid catabolic process; positive regulation of catalytic activity; digestion. Bases 64 to 411 code for a protein of 115 amino acids. Gene Ontology annotation, molecular function: lipase binding; enzyme activator activity. NCBI's taxonomy places the organism in Eukaryota, Metazoa, Chordata, Actinopteri, Acipenseriformes, Acipenseridae. The transcript has 3 exons.
GGAUACAUCACAUCAGCUUUUCCCCAGCACAGCACCCCAGAGGAUACCCGAACCACCUUCGCCAUGAGAACGCUCCUAGUCUUUAUCACCUGCUCACUGGCUGCUGUGAUGGCAGCUCCUCCUCAAAACAAAGGAAUAUUCAUUAACCUGGAGAACGGCGAGUUGUGUUUCAACAGCCUCCAGUGUAAAAGCUCCUGUUGUCACAGGACCUCAGGGGUCAGCUUGGCUCGAUGUGUCCAUUUAGCAGCCGACAAGCAAGAAUGCUCUGUAAAGACUCUAUAUGGGACCUACUACCGCUGUCCGUGUGAAAGUGGUCUCAAGUGUAAGUCUGGCAUCAGCAUCGGUGGUUCCAUCACAAACACCAACUUCGGAGUCUGUUACGAUCCCCGUGACACGGCAGAAUCUUCUUAAACAGACACACCCUGUCCCACUCAACUGCUCCAGCACUCUCCUGCUAACACUGACAAAACGGUUCUGCGGUUGCAGAUGCUGUUUCUCUUAAACACCGCACAGCUUGGAUGACAUCCUCACAGCAUUCCUGGAUAGCAAUGGAGUGGAGUGACCCCCCCCUUUACUCUAUCAAAUAAAUCAGUGCUUUGCAACAGA